CAAGCUUGCCACCCUGUUCGCCAACGGUCCAAUCAAAGUGAAAGUGCCACUUCCAGGGUGGGCGUACAUGUUUGAAGAGUGAUGACCGCGAGAAAGAAGUGCAGGUGUUUGCUUUGCCAGACACCGCAGAUGCUAGCAUCAGGGUCACGCGGCACAGGCGAGUCGUGACAGCCAGAAAAUGCUUCGCAAUCAGGCGGCAUUUUCCUACACCAGCUCUACUGCCAACAAGCAAACCUUCCUGCCACAUUGGCAGGCCAAAUGCAUGAUUGCCAACAAUUUGUCAGCCAGUGAUGCGAACUGGUAUUCAAGUGAUCCUGGGUUGGCAAAGCAUCCAUGUCGAAGUGUCACCGUUGCUGGGUUCGGAGAAAUCUUCACUGGCUAGUUCCAUGCCUUGGUCUUCAGCAUGAUAGUGAGAGAGCAUUACUGCUGCCCUGCUUUGUCAGAAAUCGAGGUGAUGAAGACAGCAGCAUUGACUUGGGAUGACUUAGGAUCUACGGCAUGGUCAGUGUCAAUCGUCAGCCUUGAGUUCUUUCUCCAGCAAUUGAUGACUGUAUCAACCUCAAGGUUGCAAGCGUCAAAGCGUGAGCUGUGAUCAAUACCGCUGUGAGCUACCGAUAGCUACCGUGCCCGGUAAGUUAUCUGGACAUUGGGAGGGCCACGUGCUCUCCGAGAUCAAUUGGAACAGCGAGGUUUCUUGAAGGAUGGGUCUGUGAAGUUGACAUCUCAUUCACAAAUUUCACAACAAUCAUCCUUUCAAAUCCUUUCAAAUCCUUUCAAAUCCUUUCAAUGUGUUUGCGCAACUGGCUUAAGAUUCGGCUGGCCUAGCACUCUUUGCAUCGAAGAGCAGUCUGUUCAAGCUUCAAGGACGUGGCGAUGGUUGUUCCAUGUUGUUCCAUCAAGAGAGUGUUGCCAAAACAGUUUACCUUUGACGAAGGAUCAUCAGCUGCAGCUUCAGAGCUGAGCAAAUGGCUUCACAAUGCGUCCUAUAGAGCUGCAAUUGGAUGGUGGCAGUGGGCUGGCAGACUUUGGGCACUUGGAUGGUCACAUUCCACGGAGGGCGAAGCGAUUUUAACAGGCGACUGAGCAGCAAAAAGGGGCGACGGAGGAUUCAGAUGGACGUGGGAUCCACUUGAACUUGAAAAUCUUGAAACACUGAACAGAAGCGGCUAUGACGAGUCGGAAAUCAAACAUCUGGCAAUUUUAUGCAAUUUUCAGAUUCAGCUCAUUCGUGUAACAUGGUACGUCGUGGUUGCAUACUGUUGCAUACAGUGGCACGAUGCACGUGCAAUGAUUGGCUCAAAGGGAGGAUCUGUCCUUCCUGGCACCAUGGCGCCGUCUUACGCCUUGAUUGCCACGAUCCUGGCGCUCAGCGGAGCGGAGGCCUUUGUUGCGCCUCGGGUGCCUGUCAAAGAUGUUGCUAGUCGGCGCACCUGGGCGUCUACAUCCACGGCGCGGCAGAGCAGAGCGAGCGCUUUCACUUGGUCCUCCCUAGCGAGUUGCGCAGGACUCCUGGUUGCUGGCUUUGUGCGCUCCAGUCGAAGAGACACGCCCCCUACUACUAUGUUCUUCAAGAGAAAGUAUGGAGGCCCCAUCAAGCAGGACUUCGAUGCAGAGUAUGGUCCACAAUAUCAUGGUUUCAAGGGAACCGGUGGCAUUCAACGCAGCUCUCGCCUGGGUUUUCCUAAAGCAGGCCAGCAGCGAGUGAUCCCAAAGCUCAGCGGAGCGUCUUGGGAGUACAGAAAGAAUAUGAUGAGAAACCUCACGACUCAGAUCAUCCGCUCGGGUCGCAUUAAGACCACUCGUGCAAGGGCCGAGGCCCUGACCCACUUUGUGGACCGCAUGAUUUUACUGGCAAAGCGCGGUGACGACCUCUCAAGACGUGAGGCAGGUGAGUGGCUGUACGACGAGGCUCUUGUCAACAAUCUCUUUCAGCUUGUCUCUUGGUCUGCGAUAUGGACGAGCCCCUUUUGUGCACUGUUAAAAUUUGUCCGUGGUAGUCCCCAUAUAGCAGCAGUCAGAGUUCAGAAUCCAACUUUUCUGAUUUUUCUGGACAUAUGAUAUCAAUUGAUAUCGAACAUUAUGAAACUGUAUAUAAUGAUGUUAAUACGAAUGUAUUAAUAUGGACUGAUUUGGAAUAGUCCCCAGCUGUCAGAACAGCCAUCUGAAGUGUGCGACUGUGAAGCCAAGGGCCCAGACCGAUACAAAGAUCGCGAGAAAGGAUUCACGAAGGUGACCAGGACCAUGAAUCGACAGGGAGAUUGGUCCGAGAUGGCAUAUAUCGAGCUUGUUUGAAAUUGCGAAACAUGAGCCCACAAACCCAAGAAAAAAC
Molecule: messenger RNA, 2329 nt
Organism: Cladocopium goreaui
Lineage: Eukaryota; Dinophyceae; Suessiales; Symbiodiniaceae
Source: the annotation of a GenBank genome assembly